AUGAAUGAAUACAAUCUAUUCAUAUCUAUCUAUCUAUCUAUCUAUCUAUCUAUCUAUCUAUCUAUCUAUGUUCAUAUCUAUUAUAUAUAUGUACCAACUUUUACAAAUUUAGUUGUUCAAAACUAUUUUAUAUCCUAUUUUAAACACAUUAUCUAUCUAUCUAUCUAUCUAUCUACCUAUCUAUCUAUCUAUCUAUCUAUCUAUCUAUCUAUCUAUCUAACCACAGGAUUGUCAGCUUAUUGCUUCCCCCUCUUUCUUCAUAGUCCUUCGUCAUAUCGUUCUUGGUCUUCUACUUCUUUUCCUUUGGUGACCCAGCAAAACUAUUUUAUAUCCUAUUUUAAACACACUAUCUACCUACCUACCUACCUAUCUAUCUAUCUAGCUAUCUAUCUAUCUAUCUAUCUAUCUAUCUAUCUAUCUAUCUAUCUAUCCCAUUUGUUUAUCUAUCUAUCUAUCUAUCUAUCUAUCUAUCUAUCUAUCUAUCUAUCUAUCUAUCUAUCUAUCACUAGUUCAUUAUCUAUCUAUCUAUCUAUCUACCUAAUUUUGUUCAUUAUCUAUCUAUCUAAGUUUGUUAAUUAUCUAUCUAUCUAUCUAUCUAUCUAUCUAUCUAUCUAUCUAAGUUUGUUCAUUAUCUAUCUACCUUGA
This is a messenger RNA of Acanthosepion pharaonis, 645 nucleotides long. The record is from the annotation of a GenBank genome assembly. Lineage: Eukaryota; Metazoa; Mollusca; Cephalopoda; Sepiida; Sepiidae.